Molecule: messenger RNA, 5223 nt
Organism: Cuculus canorus (common cuckoo)
Lineage: Eukaryota; Metazoa; Chordata; Aves; Cuculiformes; Cuculidae
Gene: SQLE
Product: squalene epoxidase
Exons: 11
Coding region: 434-2152 (572 amino acids)
Biological process (GO): cholesterol metabolic process; sterol biosynthetic process
Cellular component (GO): endoplasmic reticulum; membrane
Molecular function (GO): flavin adenine dinucleotide binding; squalene monooxygenase activity
Source: RefSeq, a predicted model, not a curated record
CGGAGGGGCGGAGGGGCGAGGAGGAGGAACGAGGAGGAGCGGGAGGCAGCACGGCAUCCUCCCUCGGGGCGGCGGGGCGCAGGCAGAGCAUCCGCCGAGCGUCCCUGGCGGUGGGGAGGAGCCCCGGGGCCGCCCCGGAGCAUCGCGGCUCCUUGAGGUGCGGGGCCGAGCUCUGCAGCUUCCAGAAGACGUUUUAGAUUGAUAUUUUUAGUUUUUCUUUUUAAGCCGUCUCUGGCAGCCGGCGAGGUUGAGGUUGUUCUUCCACAGGGCUCUCUGGAACACCUUGCUUUUCCAUCCCUCCCUUCGCAAAGGGAGCCUUUGCGUUUCUUUACCAAUAUUUUUGAUUCCUUGCACAAAACCCCGCUUUGGGCAGCGUCUGUCGACAGGAAAGCUUCAGAGGAAGCAGCCAGGACCAGUGAGCGGUCCCCUCGCGAUGUGGACCUUUCUGGGUAUCGCCUCCUUCAUCUACAUCUAUAAAAAGUGCGGAGACCUGAUGACUUACGCCAACAAGGAGGUGCUGCUCUCUAUGCUUGUGUUCUUCUCCCUCGGCUUGCUGCUGUCGUACAGGUACCACUUCAGGGGGCCCAAGCAGCAGCAGCGGCGGAAAACCCACCUGGGGAUGCUCUCUGAUGUUCUCUCAACUCUACCUCUUGUUGGCUUCUUCUGGGCCAAACCCACCCCAGGAUCUCAACAAGUCAAAGAACCCAAAUCCAGAAAGGAUAAAGCAGAAGCAGACGUCUGUGAUGUGCAUCUGACAGAGACUGCUCCAAGUACAACAGCAGCGCCCCAGUAUGAUCCAGAAAUCAUCAUUGUCGGAUCAGGCGUACUUGGUUCUUCCUUGGCCACAGUGCUCUCUAGAGAUGGAAGAAAGGUGACUGUGAUAGAGAGGGAUCUGAAAGAACCUGAUAGGAUAGUUGGAGAGUUGUUGCAACCUGGAGGUGUUAAUGCACUUAAAGACUUGGGUCUUGAAGAUACAGUAGAAGGUAUUGAUUCACAAAUAGUAAAUGGUUACAUAAUUCAUGACAUAGAGAGCAAUUCGGAGGUUGAAAUUCCUUAUCCAACAUCUGAGGAUGGCCAUGUGGUGAGUGGAAGAUCUUUUCAUCAUGGCCAGUUCAUCAUGGGUCUCCGAAAGGCAGCUAUGGCAGAACCCAAUGCGAAAUUCAUUGAGGGGACUGUGUUACAGUUGCUUGAGGAAGAUGACUGUGUCGUGGGUGUUCAGUAUAAGGACAAAGAAACUGGAGAUACUAAGGAACUUCAUGCACCUCUUACUGUUGUAGCUGAUGGACUUUUCUCCAAGUUUAGAAAAACCUUGGUCUCUAACAAAGUUACUGUUUCAUCCCAUUUUGUUGGUUGCAUUUUGAAGGAUACGCCACAGUUUAAAGCUAAUUAUGCUGAACUUGUUUUAGCUAAAACUAGUCCAGUCCUAGUCUAUCAGAUUUCUUCAACUGAGACUCGAGUCCUUGUUGAUAUCCGAGGGGAAAUGCCAAAAAAUUUAAAGGAAUACAUGAUUGAGAAUGUUCAUCCACAACUACCUGAUCACUUAAAGGAACAGUUCCUAAUAGCAGUUCAGAAUGAUCGUUUAAGGACUAUGCCGGCCAGCUUCUUGCCUCCUUCAGCUGUAAAUAAAAAAGGUGUUCUUCUUUUAGGAGAUGCAUAUAAUAUAAGACACCCUUUAACUGGUGGAGGAAUGAGUGUUGUUUUAAACGAUGUUAAGAUAUGGAGAACUUUGCUGCAGGAUAUUCCAGACCUUUAUGAAGAUUCUGACAUUCUUAAGGCGAAAAAAACAUUUUAUUGGUCAAGAAAAAAAUCUCAUUCUUUUGUAGUGAAUGUUCUUGCCCAGGCACUUUAUGAACUCUUUGCUGGCACAGAUGAUUCCUUGCACCAGCUAAAGAAAGCCUGUUUCCAUUACUUCAGAUUGGGUGGAGAAUGUGUCUCAGGACCUGUUGGGUUGCUUUCUGUGUUAUCUCCUAAACCAAUGGUACUGAUUGGCCACUUCUUUGCUGUGGCACUGUAUGCUGUAUAUUUUUGCUUUAAGUCAGAGUCCUGGAUCACCACACCUCGAGCAUUUUUCAAUAGUGGAGCUAUUCUUUACCGGAGCUGCUCUAUAAUAUUUCCACUUAUUUACUCUGAAAUGCAGUAUUUAGUCUACUAAAAUCCAGGGGGAAUAAACAGAAGAAGAAAACAUGAAAAUCAGGAUGCCUUCAAAAUCUUUGGACAUGUACUAUUUAAUAUCGUAUUAUGUUUUCUUCUCUUCAAAAUGCAAUUUCCUUGAUAAGGAUUUGAUUUAAUUUUGGUUUUGUGGUUAUAUACAUAUAUAUUAUAUGUAAAUAUUCUUGGCUUUGCAAGUAAAAUUCAAAAAGGAGUUAGCUGUUUACAAGGACCAUGAUUAAGUGUUGACACAUGGUAGCAAUUGCCAGUUUUGUCAGAAUUUCAUUCCUUGCUUUAUCCAUUGCCGAGUGCACCACUAAUAUUAAUAAACUGAAAAGUGAUAACUCUAAACCAUAUGCUGCUAUUAUCCUUCAUGCUUUUUUCUGUUCAGUAGUCCCAUAGACUGUUUCUUUGUAAGAACAUUCUUGAUUUGGGUUAUUUCGUUAGGGUUUGCCUCUUCUUUUUCAGUCUGCUGAUACUUAAAAGGACACUGUAAAGGAUUGCAGAUCUUGAGGUGUCACCAUAUUUUUUACUUCAGUCACUGUUGCAAGUGCCAUGUUGCUAUUCUGAAAUCAGUCUUUACACCAGAUUUAAUUUAAACGAGUAAUAAUCAAGCCGUAGUUAUGUUGGCUACUGCAUUGCACUCAGGUACUGAAAGCACAUCUUUCUGAAACUUUCUUCGUAUCUCACUUCCUUCUAAAAACUUUGGGGAAUUGUUUCAGUUUGCUUGGAGUGUGUGCAAUUGUAGUUUAACACUGCCAUGAACUGAAGCACAGCAACAAACUGGAUCCACUGAAACAAAUUCAGUCCAGCCUAUUUCCAGUACACAAUAAUCUUUAAUAUUACUUCUUAAAAUUCAUGACAAGUACCAUAUUAGUGUCCUUUUAAUACUUGGAGUAUGGGGUUUUUUUUUCUGUAGAAGUUACUGCAUGCUGCUAAGGAGUCCAUGCCUUUUACUGUUGGUCAUUGUUCCUCUCAAUAUUCUCUUCAUCAGUACGCUUUCCUUUGUUCUUGUGUAUUUUCAUUUUUCUGUACCUUUCUUACGAUUGCUUUGUGUAUCGCUUUAUGGCUUCUCCUGGUUUGGCUUGCCUAACUGUCACACAUCAGGGUAGCCGAGAGCUCAGAGAGCAGUAACAGGUUGCAUUUCUCUGUGCUGAUGAAGCUUUGACUAUAUCUUGAGAAUGACUGAUUGGAUAAGCUGUGUAUAAGUACAUAUUUUAUGUUGGACUGUGAAAAAAAAACCUGUGGAGAAGCUUUUUUGGUAUUCUAUUUGACCGAUAUCUCAAAUGACCUGUUCUUUUCCAGAAGUAGAAUUAUGUACAUUUUUCUAACCGUUGUCACUUUUGCUACCCUCUUGAAAUUACCCUCACCACAAAUAUGUCUAUGUUUAAACUUCAGGAUAAAGUAAUAUGAUUUUCAAAUAUACAGUAACUAAAUGAUGCCCCUUGAAGGGUGUACAAAGUUUGCAGAAUUUAUACCAGUGUUUUCAAAAUCUGUGACAAUUUUGAAAAUAUUGAUUAAUUUUACAUUUCCUAUGUUUUUAUAUUCUAUGCAGUCAGUCUUUUUGAAGUCAGGGAUGAACAGUCCUUGGUCAAAUACACAUCCUCAGCUAACUGAAAUUAAAAAGUUAUGAUAUCUGUAGAUUUUUUUUUGUUGUGUUUCUCUGGUUAAUGAGUUUUGUUAGGUCUUGAUAGUUCAGGAAAUACCAGUGUACGUAAACUUACAGAUGUGUUUAAGCUGGCUUUUUUUCCUUCUCUUUUCUUGAACCCAGUGCCUAGUUAAGUGUCUUGAUGAUCUGGAUAAUGACCACUUAUUGUAAAUUACUGUGGGGAUGAUAAAAAUCUUGUAUGCAUGUGUCAGGAAGAGCAACCUGAAAAUAUGACUCAUUCAAUGGUUAUGUGCCUUGUCCUCAGGAGAUGGCAAAGGAUUAUUUUGAAGUAUCGCACAAACUGGGAAGAUUUAGACAAGGCUGCACAGAGUGUGGGCUUCUAACUUAAAUUACUGAUGAGUUGAUCUUUGACGGCAUUGUCUGGGUUCCUGCUUCAGCUGGGCCUCCUCCAGCUGAUCAGAGGCACGCAGUAGCACUUUGCCGCAGGGAAGAAAACUCCCGAAAGAAAACAGAGCAGAAUUCCAAGCUCUUUCUGGUAGUCCCUAGCUGAGGUGUUUUUUUCAGGGAUACAGAGGGAGACUGGAGGAUGACUAGACAUAAGGAGGAAUUUCUUCACGAUGAGGGUGGUGAGGCACUGGAACAGGUUGUCCAGGGAACUGUGGCUGCGCCAUCCCUGGAGGUGUUCAACGCCAGGUUGGAUGGGGCCUUUGAGCAGCCUGAUCUAGUGGGAGGUGUCUCUGCCAUGGCAGGGGGCUUGGAACUAGAUGAUCUUUAAGGUCCCUUCCAACCCAAACUAUUCUGUGAUUCUGUGAAGGGAGUGUCACGAAAGAAGCAGUUGAGCCAAAUGAGAGUAAGAAGAGUAAAGCUGGCAGUGAGUGGGUAAUGGAAUCUAACAUUGCCAGCAGAAGUAUGCAGCAGACAGUCUGUAAGAGUCCUGGGUUUCAUUUCUUACACCCUUAUGCUGCAAAGGGAAGCAUUGUGCUGGGAAAGGUGUGUCACAGGCAUGAUUCAGAAUCUGAGCAGAAUACAGUGCACACACAAGAAACUGACAUAUUGCGUAUUGCAUUGAAUAAAUAAAUCUGUAGACUCUGAAGAAGUUCUAAGGAUUGGUUCUAAGGAUUUUCACACUGCACAAUUUGAUACCAUCCUGCACCCUUAGCAGUGCACUUCAGUGAGCGUUUUGAGGCCGUGAGAGAUGCAUUGUGUUUGUGGUUGUCCCUGUAGUCCAGAAACAGUGACAGCUACAGCCAAACAGGAGAGCAGAAGGAGCAAGAGAAGCACCUGUCCAUAGCGAUGAGACUGUAGCUCACGACAUGGUGCAGGAAUGUGAAAACUUGCUAGUGGUGGGGAGGAAAGAGGAAAAUGCAAUUGCAUUCUCUGCUAGUCUAAUGGUCUGGUGGCUUGUUCAUAGGUGGUGAGUUGGUUUGUGCGUGUAGAGCUUGCUUGAGAAAUUUGUGUCAUGUAAC